This is a messenger RNA of Andrographis paniculata, 1543 nucleotides long. Its product is annotated as acyl-CoA-binding domain-containing protein 1. Gene Ontology annotation, molecular function: protein binding; fatty-acyl-CoA binding. The transcript is spliced from 6 exons. NCBI's taxonomy places the organism in Eukaryota, Viridiplantae, Streptophyta, Magnoliopsida, Lamiales, Acanthaceae. The record is from RefSeq and is a predicted model, not a curated record. The coding region runs from base 325 to 1374 and encodes 349 amino acids.
GUAAGUAAAGCAUAUAAAUCGGUGGACAGAACAUUGUCGGCUCGCAUCCGCCGCCCGCCACCUGCAUCGCCGCCGUCGACCCGAUGCGUCACUUUCUUCCUGUUUUGUUUAACCAUUAGUGCUUUCACGGUGAACUCGUAUAUGCCUAGAAUCCAAUUAGCGUAGCAAUACUAUUUCCACGGUUGCUUGAAUACCUUUCGAUUUGCAAAACCCCUUUUUGUUUUUCUAAAAUUGAUUUUCCUGAAACGAUCAAGAAUUUUGCUCAACUUGGUCAAGAAUUCCCCAUUUUUUUCCCAAUUUUGUAGCUUAAUCAGACCUGCUGUAAUGGCGGAUUGGCAAGACAUGCUUCAAUCCGUUUUUAUUGGGAUCGUUUUCUCGUUUCUGCUCGCCAAGCUUUUCGCCGUAAUUUUUACCUUCCGCGAAGAGAAUCUUCGAAUCACUCGCGCUCAUUCUCCCGAAUCCGAAGGCGAACAGCGGACUGUAGAUCCUUCGUUAGGGUUUCCGGAAGAAAUCGACCCCUUGAUUCCGGGAGAUGCUAAAUCAGGUGGAGGAAGUGCUGCUGCUAGUGAGGAUAGCGAUAGUGAUAGCGAUGACGAUUGGGAGGGCGUGGAGAGCACUGAGUUGGAUGAAACCUUCAGUGCUGCAUCUGCGUUCGUCGCUGCCAUGGCUGCUAGUCAGGGUGCUGUAAAGGUUUCGAACGAUGUACAGCUGCAGCUGUACGGAUUGUACAAAAUAGCGACUGAGGGAAAGUGUUCUACGCCCCAACCUUCUGCGCUCAAAAUGACUGCUCGUGCCAAAUGGCAAGCGUGGAAUAAACUAGGGGCCAUGCCAGCCGAAGAAGCAAUGGAAAAGUACAUUGAUCUUGUUACCGAAUUAUAUCCCUCAUGGGCAGAUGGCGCCACCACUAAGAGAAAAGGUGAAAGCAGUAGUGAUGCUUCUGGUGCUGGCAACAAGGGGCCAAUUGGACCCGUUUUUAGCACAUUUGUUUACGAGGAAGAACCCGGAACUGAGCUUAAAAUGGAUGCCAUACAUGCCUUUGCACGAGAAGGAGAUGAAGGGAAGUUGCUGGAGUGUAUCGAGAGCAAUGUCCCCAUAAAUAUGAAAGAUAGCGAGGGCCGUACGCCUUUGCACUGGGCUGUGGAUCGAGGCCAUUUCAAUAUUACGGCUCUGCUUCUGGAGAAGAAGGCUGAUGUCAAUGCUCAGGACGACGAAGGGCAAACUGCGCUGCACUAUGCUGCAGUUUGUGAGAGGACCAACAUUGCUGAGCUACUUGUGAAGCACGGCGCUGAUGUAGAAGCGAAAGACAAGGAAGGAGAUGCUGCGAGGGAUCUUUGCCAAUCGAGUUGGCCGGGGUUGGAGUUCUUAUCCAAGUAAAGAAAAAAAGGUAUUUAUUCGACUGGUAAUUUAUGGACUUGUACAUGAUGGUUGGCUGGCUUCUAACGUUGUUGUGGGUAGUGUUCAAAUUUUGAAUACCGGGAAGGGAAGAGGUUGUCAUGGCUGAUACGCUUUUGUUAUGCUUGCUAAUUAAAAUGGAUGGUUUCUA